Arachis duranensis is the source of this 1704-nucleotide messenger RNA. RefSeq lists its product as uncharacterized. The coding region runs from base 1 to 1704 and encodes 567 amino acids. Lineage: Eukaryota; Viridiplantae; Streptophyta; Magnoliopsida; Fabales; Fabaceae. The transcript has 3 exons. The record is from RefSeq and is a predicted model, not a curated record.
AUGACGGACAACUCACCCGAAGAUGGCCACGCCACGACCGAUUCAGAACAUGAAAAUUUGAACACAGGAAACAAUGAUGCGGAUAUGGCCCUUCACCAGGAAGCGAAUGACCAACACAAAGAAGAUCCAAAGCAUCAUCUGAGCAACUUCAAAAGUCAGAUGUACCUGGCCAACGCUUCUGAUGCCACUCGCUGUAAAGCUUUCCCGACCACCUUGACGAAAGUAGCGAAGAAGUGGUUCGACAGCCUCCCUCCAAGAUUGGUCACGAGCUUCGACGACCUCUCGAGGAAAUUUCUGAUGCGGUUCUCCAUUCAAAAAGACAAGGUAAAACACGCACCGAGCCUCCUAGGUGUGAAACAGGAGGUCGAAGAACCUUUAAGAAACUACAUGAAAAGGUUCAACAAAGCGUGCUUGGAGAUUCAAGACCUGCCCACGGAGGCAAUAAUCAUGGGCCUAGUAAAUGGACUCAGGGAAGGCUCCUUCUCCCAGUCCAUAUCAAAAAGGCAACCUACCUCCUUGAAUGAUGUACAGGAAAGAGCCGAAAAGUACAUCAACAUAGAGGAAAACGCUAGACUACGAGAGCCAAGUUGGCGGCUUGGGCACUAUCACCUGUUGAAAGAGAAAGAGAGAGAGUCCAAGAAGAAGAAGGAGAUCGGCGUAGAGAAGUCGAGGAGAUAUCACUCUUAUACUCCUCUGAAAGUUUCCCUAAUCGAUGUGUAUAGGGAAAUCUGUCAUACUGAAAGGCUUCCACCCCCUAGGCCCAUCAAGAACAAAAAGGGGGAGAGUCGUGACGACUACUGCGAAUACUAUAAAAUGUAUGGUCACCCUACAAAUGACUGUUACGACCUAAAAAACGUGAUAGAAAAACUGGCCAGGGAAGGUCGGCUCGACAGAUAUCUCGUAGAAAGGUCGGACAAACAUGGAAAAAGGAAGCGAGAUGAUAGUAACCAAAGAGACCCACCACCACAGACCCCAGAGAGACAUGUACACAUGAUCUCGGAGGGAUUUGGAGGAGGAGGGCUCACUAAGUCAUCUCGCAAGAGGCAUCUAAAGCGGGUCUACCAGGUCAGGAGCGAGACUCCCGAUCUCCCAACCAUCUCAUUCACCAAAGAAGAUGGGCAAGGGAUCAUCCUUGGGCAUGAUGACCUGGUGGUGAUAACCAUGAUCCUGGUAAAUGCCCAUCUCCACAUAACCUUGGUGGAUCAAGGGAGCUCGGUUGACAUACUCUUCAAGCCAGCAUUUGACAAACUAGGGUUGGAUGAAAGGGAGCUAAAAGCUUACCUGGACACCCUUUAUGGAUUAGAAGACAUGCCAAUAAAGCCACUAGGAUACAUACCCCUCCACACGACCUUUGGAACGGGGGAAAAAUCCAAAACUCUGAGUGUCGACUUUGUAUUCGUUGAUGUUGGGUCGGCGUAUAAUGCCUUAAUUGGCAGAACUACCCUAAACCGGCUCAGAGCGGUGGUGUCAACCCUUCACCUUUGCAUAAAAUUUCCAACGCCUAAGGGAAUAGCGACGGUGCGGGGAGACCAAAAAUUGGCAAGAAAGUGCUACAAUAAGAGCUUGAACCUCAGAGGAAAGGGCAAGAAAGUUCACACCAUAGAGCUCGGUGGGGUAAAAGCUAAAGAAGAGCUGUGGCCGCAACAGGGGGAAAAACAUGAAGAGCAAGCUCGCGGCAAAUUGGAAAGGACCAUACAAAAUUAG